AGCCUGGUGGAGCUGCCCCGCGAGUGCCCGCAGGACUCCGGCGGCUCCCGUUUCUACGACGUGGGGCGCUGCCCGGCCUCGCCGUGCCCGGGCGGCCCCUCCGAGCCCUCGGGCUGCGGGCAGAGCUCGGGGCUGUGCUGCGGGGUGCGCAGGAUGGAGCUGCGGCAGGUGCCGUGCGCCGGCUCCCUGCUGCCCCUCAAGGUGGUGACCGAGUGCGGCUGCGGGCCCUGCGCCCAGCCCCGGCUGUUGGUGCGGGGCCGGGUGACGGCGGCCGACACCGGGGAACCGCUGCGCUUCGGCCACAUCUUCCUGGGGGCCACCAAAGUGGGCUUCACCGGCUACCAGGGCUCCUUCACCAUCGAGGUGCCGCCCGACACGCAGCGCCUGGUGGCUCGCUUCGUGGACGGCCAGCAGCGCUUGGUGGACGCCGUCAAGGUGCUGCCCUUCGACCCGCGAGGAGGAGCGGUGUACCACGAGGUGAAGAUGCUGCGCAAGAAGGAGCCGGUGGAGCUGGACGGCGGCCGGAGCAACUCCAUCCCCCUGGGCGAGGCCGGCGGCCGGGAGCCCGUCGGGGAGCUGCUGCUGCCGGCCGGGGUUUUCCUGCGGCCGUCCGGAGAGGUUUUUAACGGCACGGUCCAAGCCAGCGUCACCUUCGUGGACCCGCGGGAUGUGAGCACGGCCAGCGCCGCCUCCAGCGACCUGAGCUUCGCCGACGCCGAGGGGGAAAUCGUCCCCCUGCGCACCUACGGGAUGUUCGCCGUGGAGUUCCGCGAGGGCGGCAGCGGCGCGGAGCUGCAGGCGGGGCCGGUGCAGGUGAGGAUGGACGCGGGGCAGGUGUGGAUGCCGGAGCACCUGAAGAAGAUGAAGUUGUGGUCCUUGAACCCCGAGAGCGGCCUGUGGGAGGAGGAGGGAGUGCUGCGGCCGGCCGGCGGCCGGAGGAAGAGGGAGGAGAGGACCUUCCUGGUGGGCAACCUGGAGAUCCGCGAGCGGCGCCUCUUCAACCUGGACGUGCCCGAGGAUCGCCGCUGCUUCGUCAAGGUCAGGGCCUACAGCAACGAGAAGUUCAACCCCUACGAGCAGCUGGAAGGGGUGGUCAUCAACCUCAUCAACCUGGAGCCCCAGCCCGGCUUCCCCAGCAACCCGCGGGCCUGGGGCCGCUUCGACAGCGUGGUCACCGGGCCCAACGGCGCCUGCUUGCCCGCCUUCUGCGACGGCCGGCGCCCCGACGCCUACACGGCGCUGGUGACGGCCACGCUGGGCGGCGAGGAGCUGGAAGCCGUGGCCUCCAGCCCCAAGCUGAACCCCAACGCCGUGGGGGUGGCGCAGCCCUACCUGGGCAAGCUGGGCUACCGGCGCUCGGACCACGAGGACGCGGCGCUGAAGAAGACGGCGUUCCAGAUCAACGUGGCCAAACCCGACCCCAACGACGCCGACGAGAGGAACGGGCCCGUCUACUCCUACCGGAGCCUCCGGGAGUGCGAGGAGGCGCCGGUCGGGGCCAACCACCUGCGCUUCUACCGCGUGGAGGUGGACAGGUACGAGUACAACGUGGUGCCCUUCAAGGAGAGCGACGUCACCUCCUGGACCGGCGAUUACCUGGCGUGGUGGCCCAACCCGCAGGAGUUCCGGGCGUGCUUCAUCAAGGUGCGGCUGGAGGGGCCGCAGGAGUACAUGGUGAGGUCGCGGAACGUCGGGGGCAGCCACCCCCGCACUCGGGGACAGCUCUACGGGCUGCGGGACAGCCGGAGCGUGCGGGAUCCGCUGCUGGGCGACGCCUCGGGAGCCUGCGUGGAGUUCAAGUGCGGGGGGAUGCUCUUCGACCAGAGCCUGGCCGACAGGACCUUGGUGUCCAUCGUGCCGCAGGGCAGCUGUCGCCGCACGGCCAUCAACGGGCUCCUGCGGGACUACCUGAGCCGCCACCCUCCGCUG
This is a messenger RNA of Cyanistes caeruleus (blue tit), 1929 nucleotides long. NCBI's taxonomy places the organism in Eukaryota, Metazoa, Chordata, Aves, Passeriformes, Paridae. The record is from RefSeq and is a predicted model, not a curated record.